GCACAGUGAGGCGAAGCGAAGCGAGCGAGCCAGAGGCAAAGGCGAAGAGGAAGGUAAAGCGAGGCGUGGCUCUGUCGGAGGAGCGGUACGGCCCUGGGAGGCGGUGGUGAGGCCUCGCGGAGGAGCAGCGACGACAAGGAGGUGCACGGCACGGGCCAGACAAACAGACUGGCACUGGCAUCGCGGGAGUCGGCGGCAGUAGUCAUCGUUGGUCACCGAAUCGGUCUCGAGAAUCACAGCCGUGUGCGCGUUUCGCGAACAUGCGUCCCGUGUAUCCUUUAAAUUGCUUCGCGGACCAAGUGCGCGCUGUUACGUACCUUUUUGCCGAUCCUCGAUCGCAGUAGUGAGGGGGAAUCAAGAACGAACACGAUCGAGAGCGGAUCGAGUUCGAUCGAUUGACACUAACGCUCGGCGAGUACUCUCGCGUGUGGGAUACUUUGGAAACAGCGAGAAACGAAAAAAAGUCGAUCGGUGUAUCGAGACUGAUAGGGAAAUUAUCGUGGAGCGAUCAACUACAACAAACGGACGAAUGAAUAUGUCGUUUAUAUAUUGUUGCGUUGAUUGAAAUUUAUCAGUGGAGUACGCUAGGACCGAGUGGUCAAAAAAAACGGAAAAAAGAAGAAGAAAAUACUGGUACUAAGUAACGGUAAACGGGAAGAAGAAAGGAAAGAUAAGCAAAAAAAAAAAAAAAAAAAAAAAAAAAAGAAAAAAGUUUGAAAGGUACUCGGUAAGUUGGAAGUUGGCAUCAUAGUCACUCGUUGAGACGAUACAAGACGGUAGAAGAGAGUGUGUCUUGGCGCGUUGUCAUCGCAUAGCGAUUCCGGAGCGGACGAUCAAGAUUGAUCGAUUCUGCGGCAUCUGGAUCGUGACUCGCGAUCGCCUCGGCGAUCCCGCUCGGCGUCCACGUUGGUGGCUCGAUAGGAACGACGACGACGACGACGACGUCGUCGCCGUGCGAACGCCGUCGUAGGAGGAGGGGGAGGCGGUGGCGUAGAGGAAGGUGGUGCUGGUGGAGGUGGUGGUGGAAGCGACGGGAGGUAGAAUGGUGCUUUCCGGCCCGUGUCGGUCUCGAGCGGAAAGACGCGUUGAGAUGUCGCCGCGCCGUCUCGCGCCCCUGCUGAUCCUUGGCACGAUCCUCGCCGGGCUGACGAGCACCGCCGCCGCGGAAAGGAUGAGUGGCCUCUAUGUCGACAACGGUUUCGACCAGACGAUUGUCCAUAGAGUGAUCAGCCAACGCGAGAAACGCGAGGUCGAGCACGAGAUAUUGAAUCUUCUUGGAUUGCCGGAUCGGCCGAAAAACACGGCCGCUAGGCCGCCGCAGGUCAAGAGGUCGGCGCCCAAGUUCCUCUUGGACAUAUACAAGAACGCUCUCGGCGAGGACGAAGAUGAGAAGCCGAUCGGCGAGCAGCAACGUAGGGCCGGCGAGUUCGACCUCACCGGUCAGGAUUUCAGGGCCAUCGACCAGAGCGACGUCAUCAUGACCUUUGCCGCGCGCAAUCAUCAUGUUCCCGGAGUGAGGCAUGAGCGCGGCAAAAGGCUAUGGUUUGACGUUUCCGAGGUACCACCCGGGGAACACAUAAUCAGUGCGGAGCUUAGGCUCUAUCGCAGCAUGGAUGUGAAAAAUUGGAGAAAAAAUGGAUCGUACAUGAUUACGGCUUAUCGGGUCUUGAAAACCGAGAAUGGGACAAGAGAGUUACAAUACGUAGACGCAGUUAAUACGACGGCAGGAAAAGAAGGAUGGUUGACAUUAAAUGUUAGUGAAGCUCUCGAUCAUUGGGUGAAUAAUCCUGAUGGAAACAAGGGAUUGUAUCUGUCAGUACAUCCCGCAGAUCGAUCUGUACACGAAGUGAGACCAGAAGACGUUGGGAUUGUCGGGUUCAGGGGUAAUCCUGACAAGCAGCCCUUCAUGGUGGGUUACUUUAAGAGUUCUGGCAUCAGAGAGUCGAAAGUACGACAGAAACGUGAUGCCAGGAGAAAAAAGAAGAGCGAGUCGUCGAGUUUGGAUUAUCGAAAUAACCCGUACACCGAUCCAGGCGUGCAGUACAACUCGAGGACUUGCAAAAUUCAAACAUUGUACGUGAGCUUCAGGGAUCUAAAGUGGCAGGACUGGAUCAUAGCACCGGACGGAUACGACGCAUAUUAUUGCAGCGGUGAAUGCAAUUUUCCUUUGAACGCUCAUAUGAACGCGACGAAUCAUGCGAUCGUCCAAACGUUGGUGCAUCUGGUCAGCCCUGGUAAGGUACCAAAGCCUUGCUGUGCACCCACCAAGCUCUCGCCGAUCUCCGUGCUGUAUUUCCUCGACGAAAGCAAUGUUAUACUGAAGAAGUACAAAAACAUGGUCGUCAAGAGCUGCGGUUGCCAUUGAUCGUCCGGGAUUAGCAAGAUGUGUACAAUGUGUACGGACAGCGCGUUCGAACUGACGAUGAAUCGAACGCAAAUCAGAUUACAUAGCUGAAUUUUGCGAGUAAAAUCAAUUGACGAAUCGUUAAUUCGAUCGAUGGAGGGAUCGAGUCGAGUACCUAAUGUUGUGGGAUCAUUUUUAUUUCUUUCCUUACUUCUCUACUUGUUCGUGUGUGCCAUCGAACAAUUUUUAUUUUAUUAGAAAAUUUACGAUUACUAGAAUAUGGAUGAAAAUUGUUCGUUAUAAUAUUAUAUCUUAUAUUAUUGUAUCAUUAUAAUUUACAUGCAUCUGUGCAUUUCGGACUUUCAAAUUUCCCAUAAUCAAAUACAUAGAAAUUCGCAGUCCAUUAAUAAAUAUUUAUUUGGUUUUAAAGUGUACACAGGCUUGCAAAUAUUGUAAUACGAAAUACAACAAUCUACAUAAUAUAAUAUCGACGUGCGCAGAUUACUCGAAUGUAUUGUUUUUUUGUAAGUCUGUGUAUAGAUAUCUAUAUUUUAUUUUUUAUUAACGAACGCUUGAAAAUAGACUUAGGCAUUUCUCUGAAGAUUUUGUAAAAUUCUAAGUAAGAAAUUGCAUAUUGCCUAAAACUAUAAUUUACAUUAUUUUUAAUCACAAUCAUACAUGUAAUAAUUUUGAUAUCUAUUUUAAGGUACAAAUUGAAAUACUUCUAGUAAGAGAAAGAUGUCUACAGAUUAAUGACUCAUUUCAAUUAUUUCUUUUUAAACUGUUGUCAAUAACGUUGUUUCUAUAUUUUUCCCUACAUUUAUAAAAUGUUACCUUUAUUAGAUAUUGCAUUUAAGUAUAAAAAUAAAGUAGCACGAUCGUUAUAUUGGAUCUCUUAUUCUUGAUAUGCAAUCUCUUAUUUGAGCUUUUAUAAAAAUCAAACGAAUAUGGCUAUGAUAAAUUGUUCGUUGACAGAUAAACGAAAAUUUACAUUUUUAAAAUUUUAUUACUAAAAAUGAAACAUAAUCGGGCAUAUUAUACAAGUGCAUGUUUAAAAUAAAAUCUUAUAAUCUGUUUGAUCGAUUUCUAACUUAAAAAUUGACGUGAAUUUUAAAUUCGCGAAGUAAUCAGCUGAUCAAAGUGCAAUUUGAUAUUCGAAUUAAACAAUUGUCACUCAAUUCGGCUCGAUUCUCAGUUCGAUUGGAUAAAAUAGAUUCCAGUGUCUGUUCGCUUGUGUUUGACAUAAACUGCAAACGCUUGAUCGAUGGCGGAUUUCAAGCGUCACAGAAAAUCAUCGGUCGUCUGGUGCCAAAUUUCGACUAGUAGAUAGUGUAAUUUCUCGAAACAAAUGCUUCUGUAUUAAUGAUCGUAAUAAUUUUCAUCGCCGGCAGAAGUAAAAGUGAAUAACUGAACGGAGACAAUCGAUUGACGAAUACGUGCAAUUCCGACACGUGAUUUUUAUCCGAUUUUAGUGGAUACAUUGUAAUAUAUAUAUAUGUACGUAACAAAUCGGGGUUAUUUAUCGAUACUCCGAAUCAUUUCUUUCUAUCUAUUCAUCUUUCUUUUCUCUUUCUUCCCUUUUUUUUUUAUUUUUCUUUUUCUUACUCAACUCAAAUAUUUUAUCUAACGUUCAAACGUACGGUCGGUUAAUAGAUCAUUUAGUGAUAUUAAUUUAAUGACUCGAAAAAUUUUAUAAUUUUUAAUGACUCGGUGUUACAGUGUGAGAAAAAAAUAAUAAAAGAGUAACGUCAUUAUUUGAAGAGUAUGUCAUAUACAUUUGAUCUGUCGUUGUUCUGUAUUCGAGAUUUUUGCGCUCGUCGAAAGUAUCUAUUAUACGUAAGCCGGCACAAAAAAGAAAAAGAUAUCCUUUCUUUUUCUUGUAAUUAGACUUAUUUAUGUUUGUAAGUAACGUGUCUGACCGAGAGAACAAGAGCACCGCGUGUAAUACUUGUAGCGAAUUCAUAUGUGUACAGGUUGUUUCAUAAGAUAGUAUGAAUCCAGCAAAUGACAGAUUUCUCGCUUAAAAAUGAAUUAAUUCUUCAAAUUCAUCAUCAGUCUGUUGAUUGUUGGCUUUCUAAUCGAGCAACAAUUGCGCUCAGCUGUCAAGAAUUAAUGACUUUCAACCGAAAAUCUCUCAUUUACGAAGUAUCGUUUACCGUAUGAAACAUUUUACAGAGUAGUCGGGUAAUUGUCACCUUAAUACUUUUGAAAAUUAUGGAGAAUAGAAAAGUAUUUAUGUAGCAAAGAUUGCAUGAUAUAAAAAGAUGCGACGACAUCAAGUAUUAUAGUAGAAUAUAACUCUAUAAUACACACAUACUCUAUGAUACCAAGAAUUUAUUCGUUAUUUAUUAGAAAGAUAGAAGAUUUUUUAAGGAUUGGAAAAUUAAUUUUAAUUAUUCGUAAAUUUAAAUUUUUAAGAAUUUUAAUGACUGUAUUGAUGAAAAGAGGAAUUUUACCCUCAACCAUAGCUCCAUUCUAAUUAACAAUAAUUCAUGUCAAGUUACUUAAUUUGAAAGUAUUUUCUUUUAAUUUGUAUUCUGCAUUUUAUGUGAUAAAAAUCACCAGCGAUAUUUCUUACGUAUAGGAUGCAAAUUAAAAUUAAAUACUUCAAAAUUAAGUAACCCAAUUCAAAUCUAAUUUAAACUAUUGUGAUCACCUAUGACUCAAUAGUACCAAUUGAAAAUUAAUAUAACAUUAAAUUUUUGUAAGACAAUUGUUUAAUUAAAUUAAUAAUACUUAUAUAGAAAGAGCAGAAUAAGGAUUAUAUGAUUAAAUCUUUUCUAUUAUAUAAUUAAAUAUUUUUCUCUAGUUUCCUCAUUCUGGGGAAUAUUAAUUCUCUAUAACAAGAAUUUCAUUCGCUUAUCACAAGCGGUAAAACUCGUCAUUGAUUGGAAUUUUUUAAUUGUUAUUACAAGUUUAAAUUUUUACAUGCAACGACAUAAAUAAAUAUAUAAGAUGAUAUAUUCAAAAAGAUUCAAAUUCAGAUUUCCAAAUUAAAAUUCGUUAUAGAGGAUUAAAAUAGCGACAGUUACCGAACCACCCUGUACAUACACACUUUAAUAACUCAACUUUCUAUGUACAUGUAUGUAGAAUGUAAAUUUAUUUAUAUAUGCGUAUAUAGAAAGUAAAGAAUUCUUUAGUAUGAUUUUGUAUGUCGUAAUGAUCAUAGAGAGAUAAUAGAGAAUGAUAAUGAGAAUCAGAUUUGUCGAACAAAAUAAAUAUCAUAUGCGCAUGUUUUUCAAUUGGAACGAAACGUCAUGCGCAAUAAAAUAAUAAUUUACUGCUUAAUACGUUCACUGCUGAUCAGAUUUGAACUACUAAUGCUGUAUGCGGCAAUAAAUUAUUUUUAUACAAAAUAUAUUUCUGUACCAACAUUGCAAGCGGACAAAACGACAAGUCAUAUUUCUACUUUUUAGAGAAGAGAAAUAUUGUAAAAUUCAAUUUUACUGAAAUUGAAUGUUACUAAAACUAAAUUUUUAUUAUUAUUAUUUUAUUAUCUAACGUGGCAUCCUCUUAAACGUGCCAAAGUUAUCAAUUGUCAGAAUAUUAAGCAUUAAUUACUUAUUUCUGAAAGAUUUUAAAAAAUCUUUAACAUUAAACAGUCGUUUCUUUCUUAACAAUAUUAUAUUAAAAUAUCUUUUUAUUCAUCAAGUGAUUCAGAAAUUUGAGUCAGAAUAUUGACAAGAAUUUAUAAUUAACUUCUAUCAAUUUCCACGAUUCUAGAUAUACGUUACCAGUAAUUUAUCGACUAUUUUAAAAAUUUUUCAUACUUUUUUACUGAAAUUAUAUUCUUUUUUAAAAAAUAUGGGAUUAUAUUCUUUUUUAAAAAAUAUUUUUAAAAAUUAUCUAGAAAAGGUUACUCCUCACCGAUUUCAAUGAAUUUCAAAUAUGUCGUCAAGGUCAACAUUCUGAACAACUUUUUCUUAUAUACAGGGUGAGUUAAUAAGAAUGUCCAUCUGAAACAACUCGUUUCCUCUUGGUUUUAUAAAAAAAAAAAAUGUUUGAAGUAAAAUUUAUUAUGUUAUUAUAUUUUUAAAAUAUAUAGGUUAGUACUUUUUUUGUAGAGAACUGCACCAAUUAAUAGAUGUAUAAAUGUAUUAAAUAUCUUUGAAAAAUUUAA
Molecule: messenger RNA, 6464 nt
Organism: Frieseomelitta varia
Lineage: Eukaryota; Metazoa; Arthropoda; Insecta; Hymenoptera; Apidae
Gene: gbb
Product: protein 60A
Exons: 6
Coding region: 1043-2365 (440 amino acids)
Biological process (GO): BMP signaling pathway; SMAD protein signal transduction
Cellular component (GO): extracellular region
Molecular function (GO): cytokine activity; growth factor activity
Source: RefSeq, a predicted model, not a curated record